Molecule: messenger RNA, 1308 nt
Organism: Elephantulus edwardii (Cape elephant shrew)
Lineage: Eukaryota; Metazoa; Chordata; Mammalia; Macroscelidea; Macroscelididae
Gene: ERO1B
Product: ERO1-like beta (S. cerevisiae)
Exons: 15
Biological process (GO): protein folding in endoplasmic reticulum
Cellular component (GO): endoplasmic reticulum membrane; endoplasmic reticulum
Molecular function (GO): protein-disulfide reductase activity; thiol oxidase activity; FAD binding
Source: RefSeq, a predicted model, not a curated record
UCCCAGGUCACUGGACUCCUGGAUGAUUGUUUGUGUGAUAUUGACAGCAUCGAUAACUUCAAUACCUAUAAAAUCUACCCCAAGAUUAAAAAAUUGCAAGAACGAGACUAUUUCCGUUACUACAAGGUUAAUCUAAAGCGACCAUGUCCAUUCUGGACUGAAGAUGGACAUUGUUCAAUAAAAGAUUGUCAUGUGGAACCCUGUCCAGAGAGUAAAAUUCCAGUUGGAAUUAAAGCAGGGAGUUCUAAUAAGUACUUGGAAAUGGCAAAUGCUACCAAAGAGUUAGAAGACUGUGAACAAGCUAAUAAACUGGGAGCAAUUAACAGCACAUUAAGUAAUCAAAGCAAAGAAGCUUUCAUUGACUGGGCAAGAUAUGAUGACUCACAGGAUCACUUUUGUGAGCUUGAUGAUGAGCGAUCACCAGCUGCUCAGUACGUGGACCUGCUGCUGAACCCUGAGCGCUACACUGGAUACAAAGGCCCCUCUGCCUGGAGGGUGUGGAACAGCAUCUAUGAGGAGAAUUGCUUCAAGCCUCGCUCUGUUUAUCGCCCUUUAAACCCUCUGGCACCCAGCCGAGGAGAAGAUGAUGGAGAGUCAUUCUAUACAUGGCUAGAAGGUUUGUGUCUGGAGAAGAGAGUCUUCUAUAAGCUGAUAUCGGGACUUCAUGCUAGUAUCAAUUUACAUCUGUGUGCAAAUUAUCUUUUGGAAGAAACCUGGGGCAAGCCUAGUUGGGGACCCAACAUUAAAGAAUUUAAGCGGCGAUUUGACCCUGUGGAAACCAAGGGAGAGGGUCCCCGGCGGCUGAAGAACCUGUACUUCCUGUACUUGAUUGAGCUGAGGGCUUUGUCCAAGGUUGCCCCGUACUUUGAGCGCUCGAUUGUCGACCUUUACACUGGAAAUGGAGAAGAUGAUGCUGAUACAAAGACCCUGCUGCUGAACAUCUUCCAGGAUACAAAGUCCUUCCCCAUGCACUUUGAUGAGAAAUCCAUGUUUGCAGGUGACAAGAAGGGAGCCAAGUCAUUGAAGGAGGAAUUUCGGCUGCAUUUCAAGAAUAUCUCUCGUAUAAUGGACUGCGUUGGAUGUGACAAAUGUAGAUUAUGGGGGAAAUUGCAGACUCAGGGUUUAGGAGCGGCACUGAAAAUACUAUUUUCUGAAAAAGAAAUCCAAAAGCUUCCAGAGAACAGCCCAUCGAAAGGCUUCCAGCUUACUCGCCAGGAGAUAGUCGCACUUUUAAAUGCUUUCGGAAGACUUUCCACAAGUAUAAGAGAGUUACAGAAUUUGAAAGUCUUACUUCAGAACAGUAGGUAA